AUGACAAUUACUUUCUUAGGUUUAGUAGCCCUUGGCUGGGCAAUAAUUCUUCCGAUGUCUUGCCAAAAACUGGGUAGGUUCUGCCCUCUUGUUACAUAUGCUACGCGAGAGAUCGUGUCUGGGUCUGCUGGCCUUUCCCCGCUCUUGGUGCCUCACCCGUGGUUGUGGCUCUGCCUUUGCGCCGCUGCCGCUUUGAGUCUGGGGGUCGCCGCAGGCUGGCAUUGGCAGCGGGGUGGCCGAAGCCGUCGGCUACGGCUGAAGCAGGUGGGAACGGUGUCGGGUCUCACCAUCUACCCGGUCAAAUCCUGCCGGGGAGUGGCCGUGAAGCGAGCCCAAGUGACCAAGCUGGGUCUCCGGAGCGGGGACAUUUGCGACAGGUUUUGGACUGUGAUCAGGGCAGAUGGACAAAUGUUGUCUGCUAAGCAGGAGACUCACUUGGUGCUAGUUUCUGUUAUCUGUGAACAUGGCUAUUUGACCCUGAAUGCUCCCGAAAUGAAGCCACUGAGGAUUCCUGUUGAACAACCUAGAACAAAUCCAGUUUGGUAUUGCAGGUAUUAUGGGUUUAUAUUUUUGCUCCCUGGAAAAUUGUGCCUUUCUGUUUACCCUUCCCCCCCCCGAUUUGGAUACAUACAAGAUUUCAUGUGGCAUGUGAGUGUAAGAGAAGAUGGCACAGAAGUCUUCUCUUAUUUUUAA
Molecule: messenger RNA, 693 nt
Organism: Rhineura floridana
Lineage: Eukaryota; Metazoa; Chordata; Lepidosauria; Squamata; Rhineuridae
Product: mitochondrial amidoxime reducing component 2-like
Exons: 3
Coding region: 1-693 (230 amino acids)
Source: RefSeq, a predicted model, not a curated record